AGUUGCUUUGUGUUUCCUUUCAUGUCUUUUCUGGCUAAACAAUACUCGAAAGCUAUUUUACAACAUACGCUCAGACGUCGUGCUUUAGCCACAGUUGCCAGUGCCGCCGUUGAGACAAAAAGAAAAAGAAGACUUGUGUUUGAUAACCGAUCGCCUUCUUUUCAAGACUUUUUGUCUCAACAAGAGCCCAAACCCGUCGAUCCUUCUUUGACACAACCUGACCAAGUUCCUUAUUUAAACACUACAGCAAAUUUAGGUCAAGGCAGAAAGUUUUUUAUCGAAGUUUAUGGUUGUCAGAUGAAUGUAAAUGAUACAGAAAUCUUAAAUUCUAUCAUGACAAAAACUGGAUUUGUAAGAACAGAUAAUUUGGAUGAAGCCAAUGUUGUAUUUCUUGUGACUUGUGCCAUUCGAGACAAUGCCGAAGUCCGUAUUUGGGACAGACUCAAAUACCUAAGACAUUACAAGACAAAGAUCAAUGUAGAUAGUCCACCUAUUGUGGGUGUAUUGGGUUGUAUGGCAGAGAGACUCAAGACAAAACUAUUAGAAGAAGAUCGCCUUGUGGAUAUUGUAUGUGGUCCAGAUGGCUAUCGUUCUAUUCCCCACUUGAUUUCAUUAACAGAACAAGAAGAAUAUACAGACGGUAUUGCUAAUGUCAUGCUUUCUGCAGAUGAGACAUACGCUGAUGUGAUGCCAAUGCGACUGGAUACAACCAAUGCUUCUGGUUGGGUAUCUAUUAUGCGAGGAUGUAAUAAUAUGUGUAGUUUCUGUAUUAGUCGACCUAUUGAUUCUAUUUUGGAUGAAGUCCGAUAUUUGAAUGAUCAAGGUGUCAAAGAGGUCACUGUGCUUGGUCAAAAUGUCAAUUCCUAUCGAGAUGAAUCAGAAUCAAAGUAUUUUGUCACCAGCACAACCGCUGGUUCCAGUCUUAAUGGUGGUAGAAGAUUCACUGAAUUGCUGGACAAAGUCAGAUUUUCCUACAGAUUAUCCAUUGAUGCUUCUCGACCCAAUAUCUGUAAUUCAGUCCAUCUUCCUAUUCAAUCAGGCAGCAACACUGUAUUAGAACGUAUGCGUCGUGGAUACACACGGAAGCCUAUCUGGACUUUAUGCGUGAAAAAACACUGCUCAUCGACGAUACAAGGACGAUGUAGAGAAUCUGUCAAAGCUCGUCGUUUACAAGAAAUAGUCAAUACCUUUCACAAACAUGCGUCCCUCAAGAACCAGCGCUUAAUCGGUAAUCGGCAAUUAGUCUUGAUUGAUUCUGAAAGACCAAAAGUCAAAUAUGGAGUCGAGACAAAAUUAAGUGGUAGAACAGAUGAAGGUCUUAAAAAGGGCGACUAUGUAGAAGUAGAAAUCAAACAUGCUACCAGUGCUAGUUUGACAGGUCGAUCCAUUGGACUUAGCAGUAUACAACAAUUUAACAUGCAAAAGCGAGGCUAUUCUACUCAACAUAGACCCAAUGUACGAAGCAUGUACCGUCGUUUUUUAAGGGCUGGUCAGGCUGCUACAGAAGGUCCUAAUAAGAAGCAUGCUCAAUCCUUAAUACACUCAAAAAUACGCUUGAGUUAUACACAUGCGAGUCAACGUAAGGGCAUUGAGUUUGAUAUUGUUCGAAAUCUAUGCCAACCACCUCUUUAUAACAGAAGAAUGUCUCCUAGUGUAAAACAACUGCAUGAUAAUGCUAGACAGGAUUGGAAUUUACAGCUAUGCUUGAUCUAACAAAAACGUCACAUAAAAGAAGGGAAUAAAUUAUUUGUUUUUUGGUUCUUUUU
Messenger RNA from Gilbertella persicaria, 1766 nucleotides. RefSeq lists its product as uncharacterized. Gene Ontology annotation, biological process: negative regulation of cyclin-dependent protein serine/threonine kinase activity. Gene Ontology annotation, cellular component: cytosol; mitochondrion. The transcript is spliced from 14 exons. The record is from RefSeq and is a predicted model, not a curated record. NCBI's taxonomy places the organism in Eukaryota, Fungi, Mucoromycota, Mucoromycetes, Mucorales, Choanephoraceae. Gene Ontology annotation, molecular function: 4 iron, 4 sulfur cluster binding; tRNA-2-methylthio-N(6)-dimethylallyladenosine(37) synthase activity. Bases 22 to 1713 code for a protein of 563 amino acids.